AUCCUCGCUUCCUGCCGAGAGUUCAGAAAUGUGAGUAUCGACAUCUCAUGGGUUCCGCUGUGGAAAUGGCCUCUCGUCUAGUCACCUACCUUUAACUGCCAAAUGAGCUGCUGUUUUUUGGAGUCGGACGAAAGAAGAUAACCCCGUCUUAGCCACUACCCGGGAUAAUUGGGAAGUUUGUUACGGUAAUUCGAGGAGUGACUUGGCAGAACAACAACAAUGCCACAUUUCCUGUGGCCAGAACCGCUUUCACCUGCACAACUCAAGCGGUUGGAGGAGCAUAAAUACAGCGCCUCCGGUCGGUCCCUGUGUGAGCCACCGUGUCAAAUCUACUGGAACUGGCUCGUCCAGCAAACUCCGAUAUGGAUCGCACCAAACACUCUGACUAUUGUUGGACUGCUGGUCAAUAUCCUCACCACGGUGGUGCUUGUGUAUUAUUGUCCCACUGCAACAGAGGAGGCUCCAGCAUGGGCCUUCCUCAUGAGUGCUCUGGGUCUGUUCAUCUACCAAUCUCUGGACGCCAUUGAUGGGAAGCAGGCCAGGAGGACCAACAGCAGCUCAGCCCUGGGGGAGCUCUUUGACCACGGCUGCGAUGCCGUCUCCACAGUCUUCGUUGCUGUGGGAACAUGCAUUUCAUGUGGAAUAGGAAGACACCCGGACUGGAUUUUCUUCUGUGGUUUUAUCGGAAUGUUCAUGUUCUUCUGCGCCCACUGGCAGACCUACGUGUCCGGGACUCUCCGCUUUGGCCGGAUUGACGUCACAGAGGUGCAGGUCGCCAUCACGAUCAUGUAUGUGAUGUCAGCUUUCGGAGGCGUGAGCCUUUGGCAAAGCACGUUGCCCGUCCUUGGACUGAAGCUGUACGUCUUCCCUAUCAUUGGCAUCAUCGGCGGGGCCCUCUACUCCUGCUACAACUACUUCUAUGUCAUUUUGAACGGAGGCGUCGGAAAAAAUGGUUCAACUGUGGCUGACACCAGUGUGCUGAGUCCUGGUUUGCACGUCGGCCUCAUCCUCACCUUGGCCUUCAUCAUCUUCAAGAAGUCGUCGAGCCAGCUGUUUGAGCGCCACCCCUGUCUGUACCUGCUCACCUUUGGCAUGGUCAUGGCAAAGAUCUCCAACAAGCUCGUGAUCGCACACAUGACCAAGAGUGAGUUGCACCUCCCGGACACGGCCUUCAUAGGCCCCGGCCUCCUCUUCCUCAACCAGUACUUCAACAGCUUCAUUGAUGAGCACAUAGUCCUCUGGAUCGCCAUGGUCUUCUCUCUUCUGGAUCUAACCCGCUACUGUACAGGCGUGUGUCUCCAGAUCGCCUCCCACCUGCGCAUCCGAGUCUUCAGCAUCACGCCACCGAGCCACGACCACCGCGACUGAAGGCUUGCCCGGCGGGAGGAGGCGGGGGGGGACGCAGACCUCUCCCCGCUCCUGAAAGCAGACGAUGAAGAGGAGAGACUCUCCUCAACCCCGAGCCACUGCAGCCUUGACAAAGUGACCACUUCUGAUUAAAACUGCCUCUCCCACAAGAUGGAAAAAUACAAAAAAACAACAACAACAACUCAAAACUAUAAACCAAAAAAGAAAAAAAGUGUUGAAAAGCAUGGAUCUAUUGAAUUCCUCAUUGGCUGUUGUAGUCAAUACGUUUUAAUUUAGACAUCAUUGCAUGUUGUCGGAAAAUAGUUUAGAUUUUUACAUCUACUUCCAGCUUAUUCAACUACCAAAUACCAAAACGUUUUCUUCAACGGGUUCUUUAUAAUUUGGGCAAAUAUUUGAGCAUUUUUAUCUGCUUUAAAUUUACAGAUGUGUUUCCAACAUGUGGGAUUGUCAUAUAAUUAGGACACGUAAAUAUAUGACCAUCCUAUCUGUUCAGUAAGGUGAAUCUCUUUAAUAUGUGCCCAAGUUAAACCUGUUGAAAGUUCUCUUAAUCAUUUUGUUUUUAUUUAUUAAAUGAAUGUGACCCAAUCUGACAUGAAUCAGGGCUUAAAAAUGCAGAUGAAACAUUUUUAGAUGACCUUUAAAACCUCAAAUAAUUCCCAAUGAAUUUUGCAAUGUGGACUGGCAAGUUGUCAACGCGCGACGUGACGGGGUAACAGUCUGUGUUAGUGCUGAAAACGACGACUGGUUUUCUAUCAGGCUUCUCUUACAAAUAACUUUCUCUCAUUUAAGUUAUUCAGCUCAUCCUACAGUCCUGGAAAAUAAACACUUCAACUUUGGCUUUUUAGAGCGCCGUCGACUGAUGAAGCAUUAACACGUGACUUGUUCUGCUUUCUUUGUUCUUCUCCCUGAAGGGCUACUAGUUUAAUUAUUUGUGAUUGUACAGAAUUCUACUGAAAACGCCUUAAGUAUUUUUGUUGUAAUUACUGUUUAACUUGUGAAUAUUUAAAACAGCUUUGUAUGUUUUUUUUGUUUUCCACUACAGUUAUCAAACCAGAUGCAACAAUAGGAAUAAUACAAUGCUACUGGAAGUGUUCACUCAUAAUGUUCCUUUAUGUAUACAAAUGUAAAUUAUGUAAAGGUGAGCGAUUCAUUUGGUUCUUGAAGAUUGGUUGGUUUAUGAAUUGUCAUCUGACUAACUCAUUAUUCAGGUUUGUUUGGAUCAAAAAGGGAUAUUUCUGUAGUGCCGAUAAACUAUUAUAAGGGUAUAAGACAAUUGUACUCUUGAAUUUUAUUUGGAAACAUGAAAUGAUCUUCCUCUUAGUUAGGAAAUUGAAGAGUGGCAUGUCCUAAAAAGAUGAUUUUUUUGAUUGACAAUUGACUUUGGAACUAUGCAUUGACAUAUACAAACUUGAUUUCAACACCAUGUUGCGCUGUUCAAUAAUACAGUUACACACAUUUGUACUAACGGAUAACGUAUGAGUGGAAAAAAUUGUAAUAAAGAAAAUAUUUUUCA
Messenger RNA from Etheostoma cragini (Arkansas darter), 2881 nucleotides. It is a transcript of the gene chpt1, whose product is annotated as choline phosphotransferase 1. The transcript is spliced from 8 exons. Gene Ontology annotation, biological process: phospholipid biosynthetic process. Gene Ontology annotation, molecular function: diacylglycerol cholinephosphotransferase activity. NCBI's taxonomy places the organism in Eukaryota, Metazoa, Chordata, Actinopteri, Perciformes, Percidae. Bases 220 to 1368 code for a protein of 382 amino acids. Gene Ontology annotation, cellular component: Golgi apparatus; endoplasmic reticulum membrane. The record is from RefSeq and is a predicted model, not a curated record.